Molecule: messenger RNA, 5701 nt
Organism: Loxodonta africana (African savanna elephant)
Lineage: Eukaryota; Metazoa; Chordata; Mammalia; Proboscidea; Elephantidae
Gene: ARHGAP28
Product: Rho GTPase activating protein 28
Exons: 17
Coding region: 48-2087 (679 amino acids)
Biological process (GO): regulation of actin filament polymerization; negative regulation of stress fiber assembly; regulation of small GTPase mediated signal transduction
Cellular component (GO): cytoplasm
Molecular function (GO): GTPase activator activity
Source: RefSeq, a predicted model, not a curated record
CAUCUUUCCUCAGAAAAUCCAUUCCUUGCUGCCGAAGAAUUAACAGGAUGCUCUCCAAUGAGUCUUUACAUCCUCCUGCAUUUAGCCGCUCCAACUCACAAGCCUCCGUAGACAGCAGCGCCUCUAUGGAGGAUUUCUGGCGUGAAAUAGAAAGUAUUAAAGAGAGCUGCAUGGGAGGACAAGAUGAGCAAACACCAACGGAGGUCAAGCCUGUGGAUGAAGGAGAACUUGAAGCAGAAUGGUUGCAAGACGUGGGUUUGUCAACUCUGAUCUCAGGCGAUGAGGAGGAGGAUGGGAAGGCCUUGCUCUCUACAUUGACUCGAACCCAAGCAGCUGCAGUGAAAAAGAGAUACAACACCUAUACUCAGACCAUGAGAAAAAAGAACAAGCAGUCUGUCAGGGAUGUCAGGGACAUCUUUGGAGUCAGUGAAUCUCCCCCAGGUGAUACUUGUGACAAGCACACUGCUCAGUUGGAUGGUACGCAGGAAAAAAAAGAGAUGCCAACAGUUGUCAAAACAAGUGCUUCCAUGCCCAAUGAUGCGUCUCUCAACAGUAUUGCUCUGACAGAUGGGUCCCAGGACAAAGAGCGGAGCUUCGCAGAUCCCCGAGAUGGCUCCGUGUCUAUAUUUGAGACUAUUCCAGAUAUACCGGUUCAUGCCAAUGGAUCGUCAGACCCCGGAGAGAACCCAAUUCAAAAUGCAAUGAGCGAUGAUCAUUAUCUGGAAAAGAACAUUCCACCAGAGGCCGAAGAGCUGUCCUUUGAAAUAUCUUAUUCAGAAAUGAUUACAGAGGCUCCAAAAAGAAAUAAAUUACAGAAGUCAGUGAUUAAGAAAGAAGACUAUGCUUUAACUAAAUUUAUUGUUAAGAAAACCAGAUUUGGCUUAACAGAAGCAGGUGAUCUGUCUGUUGAAGACAUGAAGAAAAUCCGCCGUCUUUCUCUGAUUGAAUUGACUGCCUUUUUUGAUGCCUUUGGAAUUCCACUUAAAAGAAAUAAAACAGAAAAAGUAAAAGGGCGAGACAAUGGCAUUUUUGGAGUUCCACUCACAGUCCUAUUGGACAAUGAUCGAAAAAAAGACUCUGGAGUGAAAGUUCCCCUUGUAUUACAAAAAUUUUUUGAGAAAGUUGAGGAAUCAGGGCUGGAAUCUGAAGGAAUUUUUCGACUUUCAGGAUGUACUGCCAAAGUCAAGCAAUACCGUGAAGAACUGGAUGCCAAGUUUAAUACUGAUAAAUUUAAAUGGGACAAAAUGUGCCAUAGAGAAGCUGCAGUAAUGUUGAAAGCGUUUUUCAGAGAACUACCCACCUCUCUCUUCCCUGUGGAGUAUAUACCUGCCUUCAUCACUCUAAUGGAAAGAGGGCCUCAUAUCAAAGUACAGUUUCAAGCCUUACACCUCAUGAUCAUGGCGCUGCCUGAUGCCAACAGAGACACAGCCCAGGCCCUCAUGACAUUCUUCAAUAAAGUAAUUGCCAAUGAAUCAAAAAACCGAAUGAGUAUGUGGAACAUUUCUACUGUUAUGGCACCAAACCUUUUCUUCAGUAGAAGCAAACAUUCUGAUCAUGAAGAAUUACUGUUAGCAAACACCGCAGCCCACAUAAUUCGCCUAAUGCUUAAGUACCAGAAAAUUUUGUGGAAGGUUCCAUCUUUCUUAAUCACUCAAGUAAGAAGAAUGAAUGAAGCCACCAUGUUGUUAAAGAAGCAGCUCCCAAGUGUAAAAAAACUGCUAAGGCGGAAGACCAUAGAACGAGAGGUUACAAGCCCUAAGACUUCAAAAGUACUACAAAAAUCACCCUCUUCAAGAAGAGUGUCUGAUGUACCUGAAGGAGUCAUAAGGGUCCAUGCUCCACUUCUCUCCAAGGUAUCCAUGGCCAUUCAGCUUAAUAGUCAAACUAAAGCCAAAGACAUAUUGGCAAAAUUUCAAUGUGAGAACAGUCAUAGUUCAUCAGAAUGCAUUAAGAUCCAAAACCAAAGGUUGUAUGAAAUUGGAGGAAAUAUAGGACAGCAUUGCUUGGAUCCAGAUGCUUAUAUAUUGGAUGUAUAUCAUGUAAAUCCUCAAGCUGAGUGGGUAAUUAAACCCCAGUCAAGAUUUUGAAGUACUCUCAAAAAUGGGCACUACCACAUUGGUAGGGGGAAAAGGAUUGCUUUUGACAUGUUGGUUCCUAUAAUCCUCUUGAUGUUUCUGGGCCCCAUGACGUGGUGUCUCCUGGCAUCGUCAACGUGAACAGUGGAAGAGGAGGUGGUUAACCAUUUGAGCUGAAGCUUUCUUAUGCUGGUUCCUUGACUUGAAAAAGUAAAGGCAACGGGAUAUGAUCCAGAAGGAAGACCAACGUAGAAUAUGGAACUUUCAUCAUUUCUAGUAUUUUGGCUUCAUAGGAGAAAUGAACUUGAUCCUAUACCUGGAGAUAAACACUUCUUUAUGUAGCCAAUGCUACCAAACACAAGAGGUGAAUGAGACCCUCUUUUUAUACUUAUAUACGUAUAUUGACAUUUUUGAGCAAUACCCAUAAUAUCCAUAAUUUUUGCUCAGAAAAAUUUCCAAAGGAAAUUCAGUUUCUAAAGUUAAGGAUACAAUAUUUAUGCUCCUGAGUCGCUCCUGAAUUGGAGGAGGAGGAAGUUUUGUUUAGAAAAAAACUGUACCGUGUUUAUACGUUGUGCUGUAUUUUGACUAUCAGUGUUCUGGUGCAAAUGGACAUUUCUGUCAUUGACUAUUGAAACUGAUAUUUUUAAAGCUUAUUUUUUGUUGGUACAUGUCCCCAUAGAGAAGCGUAGUUUGGCAAGAGGUGUCUUGCUUUCACAACUUCCGUUAUAGUCAUCAGGCACAGAGCCUGUUUUCUCCUUAUGAUCUGGUGCUCAGUGAAGUCUGCCCAAGUGCCAGGCACAGAUUUCUUUUUCUCAUCAAACAUGCUGUUUUAUGUAUUUCACAACUGUAAGUAGUCACUUUUGCAGGCACAAUUUUAAAGAUACUGAAUUGUUUUUAUCCAAGAGUGCUGAAAAGCGUAGCCAUAACCAAACUUUAUAUACCGUAAGAGCGAAUUUUGCUUGUGUCCAUUAAUCACAGAUGUGGCCAAACACUGUAGAUUAUCAUCCAGCUUUAAAAACAGACGAAUGUCUGGUAAGCUGGAAACAGUCUCACUAUCAACAUGCUGUGGAGUCAUUUUCCAGAUCUGCAACUGAUCAGAGCACACAGUCCCCUGGAUUCUGAUUUAGAGCAGAUCUAAAAUGUGCUCAGGGAUUGGAUAGAUUUUAUUAUGCCAAUUGCCUUUCAUCUUGAGACACAGAGAUAGUCCUUCUAGAGGUAGCUAAGUGGGGGCAGAGUUCUCGUUUGUCCCAGGGGAGUUCUGUAGAUUGGCAUGCAUAGGUUGAGAUUUUUCUGAAUCAGUUUUAAAGAGAUUUAAGGCCCAAAUGACUCUUUCUCCCUCUUUCUCCUUCUGUCUUGCAAUUCAAAAAAUUGACUAAGAAGUUGCUAACAAAUGCAGAAAACAUUUUAUUUUAUAUACUCACCUAGUCUCAGUACACAGUGUGAUAUAAUUUAAGCCCAUGUGUAGGAGAAAUCUUUCAUAUGCUGUAGUAUACCUUUCUGUCUACACAAAAAUUUACUUAUAUUCAACAUGUAGGUAAUUGCAUUCCGGCCAUUAGGAUGUUUUCGUAUUUUCAGAGAAAACACCAAGAUCCAUUCAUUUGAUUUGUGUAUUUGAGAAUCUUGAUUUCUUUUGCCUGAAAACCCAUUAGAAAGUAAAAUUGCAUUCUGUAGGCUUAUAUUUAUUCCCACGUUUCAUCACUUUGCAAGGUAUGGCUAAGUGAUGGCAUGUGAAUUUAAGUAAUGAAUUCAGAGAGUCUGAAAAAAUGCUAGUAUACCGUUUGCAGUAUAAACAGACACAAAACUUACCCACAAAUGCAAUAAAUAUUUUACUUUCUAUAGAUGCUAAGUCCCAAGAAAUAGGAUGGCAGUAAUUUAUGUCCACACAUAGAAAAAAAUUCUUCAAAUAGCUACUUUAUACUUCUGUGUAUAUACAAAAACCAUGGCUGAUUUUCCUCAUUUCAUUUCCUCUCAUUAGAAUAGCUAGAUUCUGUUACAUUUAUAUAGAAAAAUCACAGAUUUGUUCAUUUACUUUCUUAUUUUAGAAUUUUUAUUUUCUUUUAACUGAAAACACAUUGAAACCUAUACUAAGUUAUAAAGGUUUUUUUUUUUUUUUUAAGAUAUACUCCAACUUGUCAUCAGUUUUAAAUAGCUCACAGAUAGCAUGUAAAGUACAAUGUGCUUCUGAAUUUCUUGUCCACUUUUUUGUGGUUUUAGAUGUCAAAGACUUAGCUAGAUCAAUAACUUUAAAUGAGUCACUUCAGUUUAUUCAAUGAUAUGUAGCAACUUUCAAAUAUCUAUAAAUAUAGAAGGCCAUGUGUCAAUACCAAUAUCGUUGGAUUUAACUCUUAUUCUGAGGUUAACUGACUAGAGAGGAAUUUUCAUAGACACAUAACGAUAAUAUUUAAAAGGUUAGUAAAUAAUUUUAUUCUUGUAAAGAAUAAGCAAACCCCUACAGUUAAUAUUUGAAAAUGCCUGUCACCUAACUGUUGAAAGAACUAUCUUUGUGUCAUCAAAGAGUUGCUUUAAAAUAGUUCAGUAAUCAAUCUGUAAAAGUGAGCAGUGUGUUUGCAACAAGAUGGAUCUGAUACUAAGUUUCUCAUUCUAUUCUUCAUAGCUUAUCACCCCACUCCAUCCCCAGUACUCUUGAUGUACAGUUAGGAAAAGAGUAUAACCAUCCAGAAAAAGAUUAGAGGAAGUUAACAUUUUAGGAAGGCUUAUUCAGAAAAAAAAAUCCUAAAGCUGGCUCAUUUUUCCCUCCAUUCUGCAAAAAAGGAUCCCUUUAUUAAGCAGCUCACUUGGGGGUGUGACUUUUGGAGUCAGCGAUCUUUGAACAAACUGGAAUGUUAAUUUCUUUACAAUGUAUAAACAGUAAAAACUACCUCACUUGCCUUUCUUGGGAAAAAUCUAAUGGGCUUAAACAAUUUUUGUUACAAACCAUUGCUGAGUCUUAUUAUUUAAGUCACUUCAGUUAACUUUCAAUGUACAUCUAAUAAUAUACAUUUAAUGAUGUAAAAUAUUUUAAGCAAAAUCUUUAUAACUAAAAAUACUUUGUAACUGUGAUCUUAUCUACUCUGAAUUUGUGUCCCUUCAUCAUUGUCUUGUGUUCUUAACCAUUUAGAUGUAGGUUUUCAAGUGUAGGAAUUAAUAUUCAUCUUUUCCUUCAGGAAUUUUUCCACAGCUUUCCACGUGAAAAGCUGAAUACUAACAUGAGAUUAAAAUGUCUCUUCUUUCUUUCAAGCAUAUUUGAACUCUUUCUCACAAAUGUAUUACUUGCCUGAAAAGAAUAUUUAUAGGCUUAAGUAGUUCCUAUUUUAUGACAAGCGUUUUUCAACUGUUUUCCUUAAAUAUUUCACUUAAUAAAAUAACAUGGCAUGGAGUGAAAAUAUUUCUUUCAAGCAUUUUCAACAGUUUUACACAAACACACACCAAAUCUCUAAAUUUAAAAAUAACAUCUCUCUAGCAUUUUCUGUUUUCGACAUUGUGUACUUUGAUUGAAAAAUCAUAUAAGGCCAUUAGAUGAAGCCAAUAUUUGUAUGUUUUCUCCCAUCUCAAAAGUUAGUAGAUUCUUUUGUCCCAUCAAUUUUCUUUGUUAAUUAGAAUGUGUAUGUUGCAUUUUAUCCAUAAAA